This is a messenger RNA of Scomber japonicus (chub mackerel), 1273 nucleotides long. RefSeq names its product abhydrolase domain containing 12, lysophospholipase (gene abhd12). The transcript has 14 exons. Gene Ontology annotation, molecular function: monoacylglycerol lipase activity; phosphatidylcholine lysophospholipase A1 activity. The record is from RefSeq and is a predicted model, not a curated record. Gene Ontology annotation, biological process: monoacylglycerol catabolic process; phosphatidylserine catabolic process. Lineage: Eukaryota; Metazoa; Chordata; Actinopteri; Scombriformes; Scombridae. Gene Ontology annotation, cellular component: endoplasmic reticulum membrane. Bases 27 to 1199 code for a protein of 390 amino acids.
GCUGCUGCUGCUGCGGACUGAGAGUGAUGAGGAAACGGACCAACUCUCUGACCGACACCGGAACCGGGAGCGGCGGCUCUCUGCUGGACAGCGACCCGGACCUGAAGCAGCGUCCCAGCAGAGGAGCAGCGGGGCCCGCAGCAGAGGACCGGGAGGAACCGGGAGAGGACCGGAGCAUGGCCAAACCGUUCAGGAGGUUGGGUCUGCUGGGGAAGCUGAAGAGAACGGUUCUGUGGCUGCUGCUGUUCUACGUCUCCAUCCCCUUCAUCAUCAAGCUUUGUCCUUCCAUCCAGGCCAAGCUCGUCUUCCUCAACUUUGUGAGGUUGCCGUACUUCAUCGACCUGAAGCGGCCCCUGGACCAGGGAUUGAACCACACACACAACUUCUACCUGGAGCCUGAAGCUGGUCUCAAGAUUGGAGUCUGGCACACAGUUCCUGAUCAGAUGUGGAGAGAGGCUCAGGGGAAACAAGGUGACUGGUUUGAUGCCACACUGAGCUCCGCCCAUCCUGCAAUCCUCUAUCUCCAUGGCAACUCUGGGACCAGAGGAGGAGAUCACAGAGUUCAACUGUACAAGGUUCUCAGCUCGUUAGGAUAUCAUGUGAUCACGUUUGAUUACAGAGGAUGGGGGGAUUCAGACGGCUCUCCAUCAGAGGGGGGGAUGACUUCAGAUGCUCUCUUCCUCUACGAUUGGUUGAAACAGCGGCUGGACAAAAAAAGACCCCUUUACAUCUGGGGACACUCACUGGGAACAGGAGUUGCCACAAACCUGGUGAGACAACUGUGUGACAGAGGAAGUCCUCCUGAUGCUCUGAUCUUAGAGUCUCCGUUCACCAACAUCAGAGAAGAAGCCAAGAGCCACCCCUUCUCCAUGGUGUACAGGUACCUGCCCGGCUUUGAUUGGUUCUUCCUUGACGCCAUCACAGCCAACAACAUCCGAUUCGCCAGCGAUGAAAAUAUGAGUCACAUCUCGUGUCCCGUGUUGAUUCUUCACGCUGAGGAUGACGCCGUCGUCCCGUUCCACCUCGGCAAGAAGCUCUACACGCUGGCGGCUCAGUCGGAGACUCUGAUUGGACACAAAGUUCAGUUCGUCCCGUUUCCGUCGUCUCUGAACUACCGACACAAGUUCAUCUACCGGAGCCCCGAGCUGCCAAGUAUACUCAGUGAUUUUUUCGGCACAGCUGAUCCCAACACACAGUGACGAGGACCUGAAGGACACGCACACACACACUAAUACACACACACACACGCACACACACACUAAUACACACACAC